CGGUAGUAGUGCCGCAGUUCUCUUUCCUCCGCCGCUUGCCGUCGCCAGAUGUUCCUCUUCCUCGCUGUUUUGGUCGGCGGUCGGUAUGGUCGAUCGGGGGGUUUUUGGUCGAGCCUCGUAUGGUAUUCUUCGAUAUUUAUAUAUAUAUAUAUUUUUGUUUCUUUUCUGGCUUUUGCAACUUCGAUCUUCUUGUUCUUCGUCGUCUCUUUCACUAUCGAUCGGAUCUGGUGUCGCGUGAUUUGAGAUGGUGGUUAGAGGAAGAUCUAGCUUGUAGGGUGGAAUCCGCGAGCGAAGAGAUCCAGCGGGGGAGUUGAUCGGCUGGGCGAUGGAGAACUUUGAAGUAUUCGAGAGAAAUUUCUGAUCGCCUCAUCUGGAAUCCACUAUUGUUUUUUUCUGCUGCUCUUCGCUUCCUUUUCCUCGAACCUCGUCGUCUCUCUCGUUACUUAUUUAAGUCGGUUGGCGACCAGUUGCGGAUGGUCACUUCGUUGUGCUACGGCUGCGGCGACUGGAUACACCACCGUUUCUGGUUAGCCGAUGGACUAAACAGCCGUGAACAGAUUACCACCUAAUAUGCGGAAAGAAUCCAGCUUGAAGUGGGAUAUGACAAAUUUUGUAUUGGAAGUCUUGUCGUAGAUGUUCAGUAAGAAUAAUUCAGGCUUUUCCGGCUUCCACUUCUAUCUUCUCUUGCUAUUCUUCCUGAUAUUGAAGGAUCGACCCUGAGUUAUUUGCAAUCAAGAAGAGGUUGAAUCCUGUUGUCGAAGUUUAUCGUUUUCUGGUUUUCAUCAGCAUCAGUUGAAUAGCAAUGGUGCUGGACCUUAACUUGGCAUCCUCCAGUGAAUCGGCAGCGUUUCAAGAUAAGACUGACCCAGAGGGUUUUGUAGAUGGGGAGAUGGAUGAUUCUGGGACGACUAAUUCAUCUGUUCUUAAUGCUACGGUUUUUGCGGACGUAACUGAAGAGGAUUCUUGCUCAACCCGACCUACAGCUGCCUUCAGAUUUGGUAUCUUGAAGAGCUCCAUUUCUGUAGAAGAUGAAAAUGAAGUUGAAGUGGAGCAUGAGGAGGAUGGGAAUGAUGCCCAGAAACAACUUGGAUUGAUCACCAAGCAACUCCUUCCUCCAGUGACUGUGGUUUUGGAUGUUUGUCAAGUUCCUGUAACAACAUCGUCUUCAUCAUCAUCUAAGCUGCCUUUGAUGGAUCUCACCUUUUGCCAAGCUGAUUCACCAUCAAAAUCAAGACUUCCAUAUCACCAACACCUGCUCCAUCAGCCACAGCAACAGCCAAAGAAGAGUCGCAGGGGGCCAAGAUCCCGGAGUUCUCAGUACCGAGGAGUUACAUUCUAUCGCAGGACAGGGAGAUGGGAAUCUCAUAUCUGGGACUGCGGGAAGCAAGUGUACUUGGGAGGCUUUGACACUGCUCAUGCUGCUGCAAGGGCAUAUGAUCGAGCUGCAAUUAAGUUUCGGGGAGUUGACGCUGAUAUCAAUUUCAAUCUGAGUGACUAUGAAGAAGAUCUGAAUCAGAUGAAGAAUCUGUCAAAGGAAGAAUUUGUUCAUAUACUUCGUCGUCAGAGCACUGGAUUCUCAAGGGGAAGUUCAAAAUAUAGAGGAGUCACCCUGCACAAGUGUGGUCGUUGGGAAGCCCGCAUGGGGCAGUUCCUUGGCAAGAAGUACAUAUAUCUUGGGCUAUUUGACAGUGAGAUAGAAGCUGCUAGGGCUUAUGACAAGGCAGCCAUAAAAUAUAAUGGAAGAGAGGCAGUUACCAAUUUUGAUCCAAGUACCUAUGAAGAAGAAAUAGUUUCCAAGUGUGAUAAUGAGGGGCCUGAUAUUGAUCUAAAUUUGAGAAUAUGCCAACCAUCUGUCCCCACUCCCAAGGACAACCAAUGUUCACUCAGUAGCCAGUUGAAAGGAUUCGACAUUAGCAAGGCAAGGGUGAGAGAGAAUGACAAGAGACCUGCUAUUGGUUUCCAAACUCUACCGAUGUUGAGUUGGCCGACAAAUGUGCCUUCUCCAUUUCCAAUGUUCUCUUCUGCAGCAUCAUCAGGAUUCCCUACUAACAAGGUGACAGCUGCUCUUCCUCCGCUGCAAACUCCAGCCUCGGCAACCAACCAUCUCCAUUUCUCCCAUGGUGCCGCACCAAAGUACUAUUUUGGAAACCCAUCUCAUUAGUGUCCAACGAGGAGCAGAUUUGUUUGUCUGAAAUCAAAGCAAGGAAUGCUUACCCACACCAGUGUCAGCAGAGUGAGAGGUCGCACUUGUUCGCAAAAAAAUUAUUAUUUGGUGGUGUUUGGUCCUCUUAUAUCACUGUCUUAUGCAAUGUUGCGCCUGUAUUAUAUAUUUGACAUCUCAGAAUAUAUGCGUUCAAGAGCCUUUAAUAUUGAUU
This is a messenger RNA of Zingiber officinale, 2375 nucleotides long. RefSeq names its product AP2-like ethylene-responsive transcription factor TOE3. Gene Ontology annotation, biological process: regulation of DNA-templated transcription. Gene Ontology annotation, molecular function: DNA binding; DNA-binding transcription factor activity. Lineage: Eukaryota; Viridiplantae; Streptophyta; Magnoliopsida; Zingiberales; Zingiberaceae. The record is from RefSeq and is a predicted model, not a curated record. The transcript has 10 exons. Bases 803 to 2161 code for a protein of 452 amino acids.